CGAGUACAUCCAGCUCACACAGGGAUACCACCAAACAUAUUGUAUACGUUUUAAAAUAUAUUUACUUGUGCUUAAAAGUAGUUCAUUUUGUACACGCGGAAGUGACUACAUAAUAAUCUAAAUAUCAGCUGCAAGAGCUUCAGCAAAGUUAUCAGAGAGACUCGGUGAACCUACAAACCGUAUCAAGCAUCUUUUCAAGGCGUCAAACACCACGCAACCAAUUUAGGAUCAAAUAUUAAUCAAUUAAGUGGUCAGAGCAAAUACAAGUGUUGACUUUCACAUAUUACACAUCAUGGCUGAAUACUUAGCGUCCAUUUUUGGAACAGAGAAGGAUAAGGUCAACUGCCCAUUCUACUUUAAAAUUGGUGCCUGUCGACAUGGUGACAGAUGUUCACGCCAGCACAACCGGCCUACAUUCUCGCAAACCGUUCUGUUGCAGAACUUCUAUCAAAACCCAGAAAACGUUCCGAAAAAUCCGGAUGGCACGCCAGGUGUAAAUUUAUCUCCUUCAGAGAUACAGACAUAUUUUGAAGGUAUGU
Molecule: messenger RNA, 539 nt
Organism: Sphaeroforma arctica JP610
Lineage: Eukaryota; Ichthyosporea; Ichthyophonida
Exons: 1
Biological process (GO): mRNA splicing, via spliceosome
Cellular component (GO): spliceosomal complex; U2AF complex
Molecular function (GO): metal ion binding; pre-mRNA 3'-splice site binding
Source: RefSeq, a predicted model, not a curated record